UUGACAAUCAGCAGGCUAUCUGUCACUCACCGAGCGUAGAAUUUUCUUCCACUCUUGUGUGUAGAGGCUAAAAUCUUUUUCGCACGGAAAACUCCGAUAUCCUCAUUCAAAUAUGUCCUACGUUGCCAGAAAAGGACCAAAAGUUGUUUCCGCUCUCGGACGAUGGGCCUACAAUCUGUCCGGUUUCAAUCAGUACGGUUUGCACCGCGACGAUUGUCUGUACGAGGAUGACGACGUGAAGGAAGCGGUCCGCCGUCUGCCGGAACAUUUGAAGGACGAACGCAACUACCGUAUCAUGCGCGCCCUGCAUCUCUCCCUCACCAAAACCAUCCUGCCGAAGGAGCAGUGGACGAAGUACGAGGAAGAUGUUAAAUAUCUGGAACCAUACCUGGAGGAAGUCAAGCGGGAGCGCGAUGAGAUUAACAAGUGGGAAUCGAACAAGUAGAGGAAGAUGUCCAGUUUCGGUUUGUAAAUUUGCUUCGCGAUACCCGGUGGUGCAAAUGUGUUGCGUAUCGUAAAAUAGGGGAAAUAAAUCUUGUAACUAGGCA
Toxorhynchites rutilus septentrionalis is the source of this 548-nucleotide messenger RNA. It is a transcript of the gene UQCR-14, whose product is annotated as cytochrome b-c1 complex subunit 7. Gene Ontology annotation, biological process: mitochondrial electron transport, ubiquinol to cytochrome c. The record is from RefSeq and is a predicted model, not a curated record. The transcript has 3 exons. Bases 113 to 445 code for a protein of 110 amino acids. Lineage: Eukaryota; Metazoa; Arthropoda; Insecta; Diptera; Culicidae.